GACCAUCUUCAGACACUGAUUUGCAGAAGAUUCUGGAACAGAGAAGCAGCCGAGAGUCUUCAGAUCAUUUCUUAUCUUCUCUAAACUCAGAAAAUCAUCUUUUACCUUCUGGAUGUCCAAGCCUUUCACCUUAAACUUUAAGCUUUAUGUUUCCUGCUUGAUAACAAAUUACCUUCUCAAUCUGUUGUCAUUUUGAGGGGCUGGGGAGCUGAACUCACUAGCUGGCCAGCAUGGCAAAGGGCAGAAUUGUUUUAACUGUUUGCCAGUUGGUGCUAGAAUUGUUAAUGAAUUCAUUAACUGAGUCUUCCAUACAGAGUAACGAAUGUCCACAACUUUGUGUAUGUGAAAUCAGGCCAUGGUUUACACCACAGUCAACGUACAGGGAAGCCACAACAGUUGACUGCAAUGACCUUCGAUUAACAAAAAUCCCCAGCAACCUUUCCAGUGACACUCAAGUCCUUCUGUUACAAAGCAACAACAUUGCAAAGACCACAGAUGAACUCCAACAGCUGUUUAAUUUAACAGAAUUGGAUUUUUCACAAAAUAACUUCACAAGUAUCAAAGAUGUGGGGCUCUCAAAUCUCACUCAACUUACUACUUUGCACCUGGAGGAAAACCAGAUAACGGAGAUGACUGACUACUGCUUGCAAGACCUUUGCAAUCUUCAGGAGCUAUAUAUAAAUCACAACCAGAUCAGCAGCAUUUCUGCAAAUGCAUUCUCUGGCCUGAAGAAUCUUCUGAGAUUACAUCUCAACUCCAACAAAUUAAAGGUUAUUGACAGCCGUUGGUUUGAUUCUACUCCUAACUUAGAGAUCCUUAUGAUUGGAGAAAAUCCAGUGAUUGGAAUACUAGAUAUGAAUUUCAAACCGCUCUCAAAUUUAAGGAGUCUAGUUUUGGCAGGUAUGUAUCUCACAGACAUUCCUGGCAAUGCCUUGGUAGGCUUGGAUAGUCUUGAAAGUCUUUCCUUCUAUGACAACAAAUUGGUAAAAGUUCCUCAGCUUGCACUUGAGAAAGUUCCAAAUUUAAAAUUCCUGGAUCUCAACAAAAAUCCCAUUCAUAAAAUUCAAGAAGGUGAUUUUAAAAACAUGCUCAGAUUGAAGGAGCUUGGAAUCAAUAAUAUGGGAGAACUCGUUUCUGUUGAUAGGUAUGCGCUGGACAACCUGCCUGAACUUACAAAGCUCGAAGCCACCAACAACCCAAAGCUGUCUUAUAUACAUCGUUUGGCAUUUCGCAAUGUUCCCGCCCUGGAGAGCUUGAUGCUCAACAACAAUGCCUUGAAUGCAGUCUACCAAAAGACAGUGGAAUCCCUUCCGAACCUGCGUGAGAUCAGUAUCCACAGUAACCCGCUCAGGUGUGACUGUGUCAUACACUGGAUCAACUCAAACAAAACCAAUAUCCGUUUCAUGGAACCUCUCUCCAUGUUUUGCGCUAUGCCUCCAGAAUACAGAGGACAGCAGGUGAAGGAAGUGUUAAUACAGGAUUCAAACGAACAAUGUCUUCCAAUGAUCUCUCAUGAGACCUUUCCAAAUCACUUAAACUUGGACAUCGGCAUGACAGUAUUUUUAGAUUGUCGGGCCAUGGCAGAACCUGAGCCAGAAAUUUAUUGGGUCACUCCUCUCGGCAAUAAAGUAACUGUCGAAAGUCUCUCUGACAAAUACAAGCUGAGCAGUGAAGGCACCUUGGAAAUCUCUAACAUCCAGGUUGAAGACUCUGGGAGAUACACCUGUGUUGCUCAAAACAUUGAAGGGGCUGACACGAGGGUCGCUACUAUCCGGGUGAACGGAACGCUCUUGGAUGGUACCCAAGUUCUGAAAAUCUACGUUAAGCAAGCUGAAUCACAUUCAAUCUUAGUUUCCUGGAAAGUUAAUUCCAAUGUCAUGACUUCCAAUUUAAAAUGGUCGUCAGCCACUAUGAAGAUUGACAACCCUCACAUUACAUACACUGCUAGGGUCCCGGUUGAUGUACAUGAAUAUAACCUCACGCAUUUACAACCAUCCACAGAUUAUGAAGUGUGUCUAACAGUGUCAAGUAUCCAUCAGCAAACACAGAAGUCCUGUGUUAACGUUACAACAAAAAAUGCAGCUUUUGCGCUAGAUAUUUCAGACCAAGAAACCAGCACUGCCCUCGCAGCAGUAAUGGGAUCCAUGUUUGCUGUCAUUAGCCUCGCCUCCAUUUCUGUUUAUAUUGCAAAAAGAUUUAAGAGAAAAAACUACCACCACUCCUUGAAAAAAUAUAUGCAAAAGACCUCUUCAAUCCCACUGAAUGAGCUCUACCCUCCACUUAUUAAUCUCUGGGAAGGUGACAGUGAAAAAGACAAGGAUGGUUCUGCAGAGACCAAGCCAACCCAAGUCGACACAUCCAGAAGCUAUUACAUGUGGUAACUCAGAGGAUAUUUUGCUUCUGGUAGUAAGGAGCACAAAGACUUUUUUGCUUUAUUCUGCAAAAACGAGAAGUUGAAGACUUUUGUAUUUUUGACUUUGCUAGUUUGUGGCAGAGCGGUGAGGACAGGUGGAUAUUUCAGAAUUUUUUAGUAUAGCGUAUCGCAAUUGUUUGACACAAAUGGCAGCUUCACCUAGCUUCCAAUUCUUUUUUUUUUUUUCCCCCUCCUUUUUUUUUUUAGUUAUUGUGCUAAACUUAAUGCUGUUCUAACUACAGUGCUGAAUAAAAUUAAUGAGAGGCUGGGGUUACCCUGUGAUUCAAAAGUAGCACAACCCCAUUCUUCUGAAGCCAUCAGUAGAGUACAGUAUCUUGCAAAGCUAACAUACAGUUUUGAAACUGCAUUGAACUGGGUUUGUAACUUUGGUCUAAGGACUCAUACACAGAGAAAAGGAGACCUUGAAUGAUGUUAGUUGACUGUACUGUAAUGUUGUAUCAACUGAUCUGAAUGUUUUUGACUUUGAACAAUGAGUUUUCUUUUUUUCUUUUUAUUUUUGUAGUAGUUGAAAAGACUUAGGUAAAGCUAACAGGCAAUAGAAAUAUGUACAUCCAAUUUUUUAAUGUAACAGACUAAAUGUUAAUUGUUCUCUUAUUCUUUUUAUUAUAUUUAGUAGACACUUUUGAAGAAUACUAGACUUUUGUUGUGUUUAAAUCACCAACACAUGGUGUUUAAUGAAGGCAGAGCUAUAAUAAAUUUAGUUUUGUUCUGAUUUUUUAUUUUAGAAGUCACAAUAAUGUAUUGGGUUUAGAUGUCACUAGUUUGACUGGUGAUCAUGUUUUGACAUAAAAUAUAUCCAAAAUGUUAUAUAAAAAUAUUGUGGUUUUUUUUCUUGAUGGAAUUACGUUUCAACAAAGUUCCUUUUUUUUUUUUUUGGUACGCAUUUAUUUUAAUAGUGUUUUUUCUGCACUAUAUGCAAAAUAUUGAAAAUAAUUUAAUCAGAAAAAUGUAUCAGUACGGCUUUUGGACUGUAAGUCACAUGCAGAAUCAAAACUGUUUGGCAUAAGGUACACAGCAAAAAUAAUUCACAGAGGGUGUAACAAAACUUCCUUUUUGUAUAUUUUCUGUUUGUAUUCUGAGCUAAGAUAUAAAUGAAGCUGACAUUUAGCUGUCAUUACAAUCAGUUAGGACAAAAAAAACAACUCAGUGCUACCAAACUGAAAUAAAACAGUUGAAUCCUGGCAUAUACUUAAAAAAAAAAAAAAAAAAAAAAAAAAAAAAGUGAAUUGGGUUAAUGUUCCAUCUAAAGCAGAAAUUAAGAUAGCUAAAACUAACUAGACACUAAUGUUUGGGUCCAAUACUGAACUGUAUUCUUUACAAUUAACCAGUACUCUAAGGAUUUUACUGAAUUAAUAUGGUAAAAGUACAAACUCUCAGAAAGCAGUGGUGUUUCUAUGUGUGCACUGGGUAUGAUAUAAAUGCAUAAUUUACAGUCGAACCUACAGAAGCUUUGUACCUUGUCUUUUCUGAAUCCAUGGAAGUUCUCUGCAGGGACUGCACACAAGUCACAAGCAGGGUGGGUUUCUGGUGAGGUACAUGGUCACACUUACACUAGGUACCUAAUCAGCAAGCACAGGAUUUUCUACACUUUAUGACCCCUAUCAAUGUGCAACUUUUAAAAUGUUUUUGCAUACCAAAUACAUUAUUGGUAAGUAAAAGUUAAUUGUUGGAAUAAUGGAUGUGCCUGUGUCUUGGGGUUGUUUGAAGUUUUUUAACUCGGUAGCGUCUCAAAUAUACCGAAGACCACCCCCCAGAUUUACAGAUAGCUUCUUUUUGCCCUUCAGCCAGCUGCCUAAAAGUGGAAAAGUUAUCAGCAUAGCUUCACUAAUAAGCUGCUUUGGUGCAAAAACUUCAGUACGUCUCUUAGAUGCCUGCCUUGUUGAUCUUGCAUUUCAACAUAAAGCCAAGUGAAGCAAUUAAUUAUGCAUUUAAAUGAAGUACUUAUGCUGCUGUACACAAUCUUUUAUAUGUUCAUGAGAUCUCAUACAUUUUUAAUCAUGUGACAAUUAGAUGUUGGGAUUAGGGCAAGUGUCUUUUGAUCAUGGAGAAGUAACAUGGUGCAAGCAUUUAUUUGUCACCUUCUCCUGUAUUUGUUUCUGAUGUUAAUGGAAAAUUUCCUCUUGCCUUCUUCUCCAGAAGAACUUCAGAGCAAUAAUUAUCAUCUUGUCUAUAUGCUAUUCUGACCUUAAAACUGCCUCUAUUGUUAUAGCAGGCGUGGUGUAUUAAAACUGAGAUCUCUUAUGCUGUGAACAUUCAUUCACUCUACUUUUUUCAGAGAAAAGGACACUGAGGACAAGGUUGACAGCAAAAUUAUGGCUUCCAACUUACAUGACAUCAUAAAAUCAUCUUUAGAAAAUAAUUAAUUGAACAGGUGUCAGAUGGUGCAGCGUGAGCUUCCUUCUCCAUCAUCUCAGUUUCCUGCAGCACUUGUAGAGCUAUACCGUAAAUACUCAGUAACAAAAAUCCCGUGAAGCCCACGGUGCUCUCCCUGCACCUCCCAUCAGACUUGUGGAAGAACGCAUCACUUUGGGUCCAAGGUGCUGGCUCAUUGUUCUCUGUAAGCUAACCUAAGCAUGGGGUUGUCCUCCAGAACAGCCAUCCUGCUCUUCCUCCUCCCUGUCCCCACUCCCCAUCCUCAAUUACAAGUUUGAGAUCUGUCUGCCUCCUGAACAUGCUCAUACCAACCAGUGCCUGCUGGUGCAGACAGACCACACCGAGGCCUUUGCUCUGGUGCGUAUGUGGCUUGGAUGUGUUUUCACCUGGAUCUCCUGCAGUUCAGGCAGUUUCAGAAGCACUGUCAAAAAAGAAGGUGGCAGGGACAUGUGGCCACAGAGGAGGACAAAGCAGCACUCACAGUUUGAUCGGCAACCGCCAACAGCAGCGGGGGGGCACAGGAAGGGAAGCAAUGUUUAGCAUGUUCCUUUCCAAUGGGGAAAUAACAGGCCUUCUGCUCCCUGCAGAUCUGUUUGGCAGUUUGAUGUCAUUCGUUAUCUUAUUAGAGCAAUGCUGGUGAAGAAGAGCAGGAGAAAGUGGCCAUAUGACAGCCAUACACUUCUCCAGGAUGCACUGAUCCACAGUAUUUCAGGGUAGCUGAUGUUGCUGGGAGAGAUGCAUGUUACCUGAGACCAGCUGAGCAGCAAGAACCACCUAGUUACUGCAAUACAUUCUGCACACACAGCCACCAGUCAUAACUAUUUUCAGCCAUGUAAUCUGAUCCCUUAGAAAUCUGUGCAGAUCCCCUGGAAAUUUAAAAUUUUGCUAAUAAGAGAAAGUGGGUAAGAGAUUAAUCAUAUGUGACAUAUAAUCUUAGUAAAUAACCUUCAAACUUGUGCUAGCAAUUUUGUGCUUGCAGUUUAUUGUGAGCAAAAAUAAAAAUGCCUAAUUGCCUUCAAAAUGUAUUUGCAUCUACUAUUCACUGACGAUGAAAACACAGCCCCUGUUUGCUCAGAAACAGAGAUUGAGACUGGCCACUUCGAAACAGUAUGUGAAAAAACAUUAUCUUUCAUUCGGCUAACAGUUUAGAAAUGCUGUGUAAGAGUAGAUAUUUCAUACCCAGCUAAACUGCUGCAGCGUUACUUCCAGUUGGUUGCCUAAUAAUAAAAUAUUUCAGUCCCCUGAAGAGAACAUAGCUCACUCAAGUGUGGUAUGCAGUAUUCCAGCUAAAUCCACUUUUCAUUUCCUCACCUAAAUCAUAACAUCCUAUUGGAUCGAGAGAGGAUAUUUUCACCCAUGAACCAAGACUCAUGCUGGACAUGGUCUUGGAAUAAAGUGCAUAAAUACAUGGAUACGCUCACAGAGCUACGAUCUGCCUUCCAGCUCUGCCUCAUGAAUACAUACUCAUUUAGUUACUAAAAGAAGGUUAUGAAAAGGCCAACAGUUUGGAGCACUGAUUUCAUAAAUGGGUUAAAAGUUGAAAUAGGUCAGCAAACCUGAGAUCCAGUGGCCCUACUGCCACUGACAAGCUGGGACCUAAGUGAUAAAAGGAGUAUCUUUUUGAGUUCUGAUUAGGCAACUCCUUUUGCUUUGUGCUGGCAACCUUGAAAACGAGACCGAGAACAAACCACUGCAAUGAAAUUCCUGAAAUUAAGUGGGAUAAGCAGCUGGGGGCUACUUCUGCAACAUCUCCACCUCAGCUGACGCACCCUGUAUGGGAACAGGACGGUUCACUUGGGGCAUAUCUAAUCAUCUCAGCACCCUGCAAAGCCUCACGAUGGAUGUGUACAUGAUGGGCAAGCCCUGGUGGAAAAGCACACAGGGGCGUGGGAUCAGUGCCGGAGGAGCUGUUCCACAACCCACUCAACGCACUCUGAGUAGCUGUUUGUUACACUGUGAUCCUGCACCACGACCCACCGCCCAAAUGAACAUCAUGAAUUUCUGCUGCAACUGGAAUUUGCCUUCUCACGCUCACCGUGCCAACCACCGCAGCCCCCGCGCCCACAGCUAUGGAAAACCCAAGACCAAAGGGCAAGGUGAACGUGCUACCAUUGAGCUUCUUUCUUCAGGAAAACCCUGAGUGCCUGAGCUGGAGAUAGCAAAUGCUGUUACCCAUGGCCCUUGUUAAAAUACCGGCACUGUGCCCCUGCAAAAAA
This is a messenger RNA of Athene cunicularia (burrowing owl), 7023 nucleotides long. It is a transcript of the gene LRRN1, whose product is annotated as leucine rich repeat neuronal 1. The record is from RefSeq and is a predicted model, not a curated record. Gene Ontology annotation, molecular function: protein binding. Bases 231 to 2381 code for a protein of 716 amino acids. The transcript has a single exon. NCBI's taxonomy places the organism in Eukaryota, Metazoa, Chordata, Aves, Strigiformes, Strigidae.